This is a messenger RNA of Ilex paraguariensis (yerba mate), 741 nucleotides long. The record is from the annotation of a GenBank genome assembly. Lineage: Eukaryota; Viridiplantae; Streptophyta; Magnoliopsida; Aquifoliales; Aquifoliaceae.
AUGAUGAAGGGGAGCCUCUGUAUGAGGAUUUUAUCUGCCAGGUGUGUGCAGGAGUUUUGUUCUUUCUUGAUUCUUUAUCCUAUGUCCAUUUGGGUAGCAGUUAAGAAGCACAAUGCUGUAAAUGUGACAAAAGACAAAGACGUGGUGGAAAUUGCACCUUCAGCCUGUGGAACCUCUCGGAAACUUGAGAAUGGAAGUUGCUCUUCUGACUCUCCCAAAGUAGACUCUACUGCAAGUGCUAAUUUUGAAAAUGUGUCUGCUGUUGGAGAAAAUUCUGACAAGAAUGCCGAUUCAAAUCAAUGCAUACAAGGUACUGGUCCAAGCACAGAAUGUGUUAUUGGAGUUGAUCUGGUUGCUGCUCCGUGUAACCUAGACAAAAGUAAACCAAUGUUUCUUUCUAAAAACUGGAGAGACCUGCUGUGCACAUGUGAAAAAUGUGCAGAAUUCUACAAACACAAGGGAAUUGGUUUCUUGCUCGACAAGGAGGACUCAAUUGUAGAGUAUGAGAAAAUGGCAAAGCAAAAGAGGGAUGAAAAGUUGCAGCAACAAGAAGGUGUCGAGUUAACUCUUCUCAAUAAUCUUGGUCAUGUACAGAAAAUGGAGAUUUUGAGUGGCAUUGCUGACAUGAAAAAUGAGAUUCAUUCUUUCCUGGAAUCCUUUGACUCAUCAAAGCCAAUCACAUCAGAUGAUGUCCACCAGGUUUUCGAGAAUCUUGCCAAGAAACGGCGACGCACGCCUUAA